CAGCUUUGUUGUUGAUGCGUUCCGUAAAUACACUUCUAAAACGUACCCAAAUAUAUGUUUGUUAAGUUUUGGCCCUAUAAAAUAACCUGCAAAGACAAAAAUGAAAACAUAUUUCGGUGGCUGUAUUGAGGAUUACGAAGUGUAUGAAUUACUUGGUAAGGGUGGAUUUGCUCAUGUUUAUCGCGGAAAAUGUCUUCGCACGGGGAUUUUCGUUGCGAUCAAAAUGAUAAGCAAACAAGCGAUGCACGCAUCAGGCAUGUCUAAACGAGUGCAACAAGAGAUUUCCAUUCAUUCAAAACUAAAACAUUCAUCUAUACUGGAGCUCUACACAUUUUUCGAGGACCUCAGUUAUGUGUACAUGGUUUUGGAGCUGGCAAAGAAUGGCGAACUGCAACAUUGUUUACGUUUACGUUCUUUUAACGAAUCUGAAGCCGCAUUUGUGUUAUGCCAAGUAGUAGAAGGGUUAAUUUAUUUACAUUCGCGACGAAUUUUACAUCGUGAUAUAUCUUUGUCAAAUUUGUUGUUAUCGGAAAACAUGAAUGUGAAAAUUGCCGACUUUGGACUCGCUACCGAGUUGAAUAUGCCAGAUGAAAAACAUCUUACGCUGUGCGGUACUCCUAACUACAUUUCGCCAGAAGUAGCGUCUCGUUCAUCGCAUGGUUUACCAGCUGAUGUGUGGGGAUUAGGAUGCAUGCUUUACACACUUUUAAUAGGAAGACCACCGUUCGAUACCAAUGGUAUAAAGUCCACGCUGACGCGAGUAGUGAUGUCUGACUUCAUCCUUCCACAUCAUAUUUCGCCGGACGCUUCUGACCUCAUAGAAAAACUGCUCAAGAAAAACCCCGAUGAAAGAAUGCAACUUCAAAAUGUUCUUACUCAUCCAUUUAUGAGAAGGUGCGUGCCGCACAUGAAUGGCGUAUCAUCAAACAAUCGUAUAGUUACAUCGAAAGUUGACAGCGGUGUGGGUACGAUUUCAAGCAGCGACUUCAAAUCCGAUCUACAGUUAUUCCAUACCGAAUCAAGGAAGGAAAACGAUGCAUGCUCUCAACAUAAAGAAGACAGGUUGGAAGAUGGUGUUUUUAGAACGAACUUGCAGCGAGGGGAACCACAACUGUCUCUGUUGCAAAAAUUUAACAGUUUAGAACUAAAGGAAAAGUACAACAUAAACAAAUCGGACAUAAUGGGUUACAGCCAGAGUGACAAUUUUAGAUUACAGCUUCCUGCGUUUCAAAGUACUCAAGCAUUUCAAACAGAACGGAGUUUAGGCAAGAUAUCGAAGGAAUUUUUUUCGGAAAUGAAACAUCAUAACCAGUUUGUUCACCAAAGCAGAGAGCAUUCUCCAGAAUUUUCUAGGCCCACUCCCAAAUACCAUGAGAAGAACAUCUUAACGCCAAUAAACGACUGCAAGGUGCCUGAGACACGGAAAGAAUGCAUUCAGUUGCCACCACCUUUUAAUACGGCACGACUUGUUCCGGACCGACACAGGACAAAGCACGUAAUUCUCAGCAUUGCUGCUGACAGUGGCGAAGUAGUGCUCGAGUUUCUCAAACCCAAGGGGCGCAUGCGUGAGGAAUAUGUGGUGGAAGUUUGCCGUAUAUCGGCCGAUGGCUUGCGAUUUGUUUCUUACCAACCAGGCGGUAGCCGUGGCGUUCCUGCCAAAGAUAAGCCUCCAGAUCUACCAACUCAUGGGGCAGAUUCGAUCCAUAGCUACGAAAACAUUCCAGAAAAGUAUUGGAAGAAAUAUAUCUAUGCGGCACGAUUCGUAAAUAUGGUAAAGGCGAAGACACCUAAAAUCACACUGUACAGUGCCAGGGCUAAGUGUCAGUUGAUGGAAACUUUACAAGAUUACGAAGUCGUUUUUUAUGAUGGAUGCAAAAUCGUUUUGACAGACGAUGUUAUGAAAAUGCUCGACACAAAAGGAACCGUCUAUCGAGGAAUUACGAACUUUCCUGCAGAAAGCGUAUCAAAGCAAGAGCAUUUUCGUGAAACCUUGGAACACUGCCUUAACAUAGAACGAACGUUGUCAAUGGUAUCCACAAAUGGUAAAACAUUUCCAGUUAUUAUCGGAAGACGUCCGGUAGCUAGUAGCGAAGCGAAUGAUCGCACAACAGCAAACGGAAAAUUUAGUUUACAAUCUACACCUCGAACCCCACUCAGUAACACAGCUCUCGGUUCUUUUGCAUUUUCCGUUCAAUCCUUCACUCCUAGAAGUAUGCAUAGCGCAUGUCAAAAGUAAUAAAUUUUCUUUAGAUGCUAGCCAUUGGAAAAGCUAAACAGAAGGCGAGUUGUUGUGGGAUAACGCAAGCUAAGUGACGAUCUUUUCGAAAGGGAGUAUUGAUGCGGGCAUAACAUUUGCAAUAUCAUCAAGACUUGGAUUCUUUACCAUCGAAAACUAUCUGUUACAGCAUGGAUGUAUUGUUAACUAUAUCGUUCUAUUGGUUUGGAAAAAAAAUCUCUAUGUACCAUUAUAAUGAACAAAUCAAUGUAAUUUGCUAACCUGCAGCAUCGAUCAUCUGUACUUUAGCAAUAGUCUACAA
This is a messenger RNA of Anopheles cruzii, 2537 nucleotides long. RefSeq names its product serine/threonine-protein kinase PLK4 (gene SAK). Lineage: Eukaryota; Metazoa; Arthropoda; Insecta; Diptera; Culicidae. The record is from RefSeq and is a predicted model, not a curated record. Gene Ontology annotation, molecular function: ATP binding; protein kinase activity. Gene Ontology annotation, biological process: protein phosphorylation. Bases 101 to 2236 code for a protein of 711 amino acids. The transcript has 5 exons.